GCAAGAGCAACACAAGCAAAGAGAUUGAAGCAGAGAGUGCAUUGAUAUAGAAAGACGAGCAUUGGAUGAGUUUGUUGCAGCCCAGUUACAAGUAAUGUGACCUUUUUCAGCAUGUCCAUUGCAACAUAAAUGCUGGCCUAUUAAUUAACUCCUAGUUAUCUAACAACAGACCCUUUCUUGGGUUAAUGGAUGCUGAAGACGGAAGUGAGGUCUUUGCACAAGACCAGAACCCUGUGAUUUCAGGAGAGGAAGAUGAAGAGGAAGAGGAUGAGGAAGAGGAUGCCAACAUUUUCAAUGCCUGGAUGCAGCGGUACAGAGGUAGCGAAAAGCAGAAGACAACUGAUGAAGAGCAAGAGGAGGAAGUGGAAGAAGGUAGAGCUGAAAGCAGAACCAGCUUGGAGUCAGCAGCUCGUCUUCAAACCAAGCGCCGAUCAUCUCUGCCGUGUCCGGCGACUCUCACGACCAUGCAGCUCGCUCGUCUGCAUUCCUGCACCAGAGCUCCCGUGACCGCCAAGACUCUGCUGCGACGUUCCUCCUCUCGUCGACUGCUGCCAUCUCAGCAGGAGGGAGCCUCUUGUGCGCCUGCUGCUGAACGGAGACCCUCUCUCAUACCCACAAUCCCAGAGACCAUUGCGCCUGAGAAAAAGAGCCAGUUCAGGAGACGCAACGUCAUGUCUUUGAGCGAUGCAGACAGCAUGUGUCUGAUCUGCCACCACGACCUGAACCGAGGAGCCGGCGGGGUCCGAGAGUUGCAGUGCACACACACUUUCCACAAAGAGUGUAUAGAGGAAUGGUUAUGGAGGAAGCAGUCAUGUCCUACAUGUCACAUCCAAGUCCUCGCGCCUCAGCAGGCGGCCUACUGGAGCUCCACAAGGGUGAUAGUCCCCUGAGACACAGAUUCGCACCCACUGGAGCUCCAUCAAAAGGGGGUCAAUCAAGGCUGCAAUGGCCUUUAAAAUUCCCACACAUCAUGCAACAAUGGCAUGGUCAGCAAGUGACUUGAUAUAGACCAUAUUCAAGACUACCGUGGGCACUGGGAGGCUGUGUUGAUAUUUACACUUAUUUUCUGUACAAUGAUUCAAUCCUCUGUACUCUCCACUGCUCAAAACGAACACCACACUCAAUGAUGAGUGCUAGAGGAGUCAUGUCUGUAUUAUGGCGGGCUAAAGUUAGCCCACUAAUGCUAUUUAGAGGAUAAGUAGAUGUACACCUUCUAACAUGCAGCAAGAGAUGAAGAACAUACCAACAAAGAAACUGAAGACUAAACAUAGGAAGAAGAUGAGAUGAACUUUGUGGUACACAUGUUGAGUCAAGUUCAGGAUAAUAGAAUGAACUGAGUUGGUAACUUUAAGAGGAAAAGUUGGUUUUAGCUAAAAAUCAAAUGGUUCUAACACUUUGACGUGCCUGCCCCCUUAUCACGUGUUAAAUUAAACAACUAACUGAAUCUUUAAUAAUUUGCUUACGUAUUUCCUGUAAUGGUUGGUGAGCCAUUCCUAAAAAAAA
Messenger RNA from Syngnathus acus (greater pipefish), 1503 nucleotides. Its product is annotated as E3 ubiquitin-protein ligase CIP8. Gene Ontology annotation, biological process: ubiquitin-dependent protein catabolic process. Lineage: Eukaryota; Metazoa; Chordata; Actinopteri; Syngnathiformes; Syngnathidae. The record is from RefSeq and is a predicted model, not a curated record. Gene Ontology annotation, molecular function: ubiquitin protein ligase activity. The transcript is spliced from 4 exons. The coding region runs from base 186 to 890 and encodes 234 amino acids. Gene Ontology annotation, cellular component: cytoplasm.